Messenger RNA from Harpia harpyja (harpy eagle), 1323 nucleotides. It is a transcript of the gene MRPS26, whose product is annotated as mitochondrial ribosomal protein S26. Bases 33 to 710 code for a protein of 225 amino acids. The transcript is spliced from 4 exons. Lineage: Eukaryota; Metazoa; Chordata; Aves; Accipitriformes; Accipitridae. Gene Ontology annotation, cellular component: mitochondrial small ribosomal subunit. The record is from RefSeq and is a predicted model, not a curated record.
AUGAUGCUUCGCGGGCGGCGCCCUUCGGCGCCAUGUUGCCGGCGCUGAGGCGCUGCGGCCGAGCGGGGCCGGUCCUUGGGGCCGCGCUGGGUCCCGCCGUCCUACCGGGACCCGGAGCCGUUCCCGGCUUCUGUCCCGGUCCCGGUCCCGCCUGGGGGCCGCGGUUAAUCCCGGCGCGGGGUCGCAAAACGCGGCAAGACCCCCCCGCCAAGUCCAAGGCGUCGCGGGUGAAGGUGCCGCCGCCCGUCGACCCCGAGGAGCUGCUGGUGGUCAUCGAGCGGUACCGGCAGCACCGGCUGGUCCUCGGCGCCCUCCGGGCCGAGUUCAGGGCCGAGGUGCUGCAGAAGAAGCGGGAAGCGCUGCUGUCCCAGGAGGACUCGGUGGAGCUGAUGGAGGAGCACCAGCGCCUGAUGGCCUGGAACGAGGCGGAGAACGCCCGGCAGCGGGCACGCAGAGAGGAACGAAUUAGGAAAGAAGAGGAAGAACAGAAGAGGCAGAAGUUACAGGCUGCGGAGAGCAAGGCCAGGCUAAUGGAGGCUUUCCUGAAGGAGAAGGAGAAGGAGGUUCGCCAGCUGCAGGAGGAAGCCAAAACGUUCAUCACUCCAGAGAACCUGGACGCGCGGAUCGAGGAGUGCCUGGACAACCCUCGCAACUACAACUUCGCCAUCGACAAGGAGGGGCGGAUCGUCAAACGGACGGCGUUGUCUUAGCGGUGCUGGCCUGGUUUCUGCCCAGAGGCUCUGCUUACGAACUGGUUUCUUUCUUUUAAUGUAUAAAUGGCCCACAGAAUUGUUGGAGAAAGCCUGCGGGUCUGGCUGUGGUUCUUCUGAAGGGUUAGUGCUUGCGGGAAGGAGGGUGAGGGAGAAACUUGGGCUCGCAACAAGCGGCAGGCAAAGGCACCAGCAGUCUGUCUCAGCCCUGCGAGGCGGCGGCAAAGCUGCUGGUGUUCCUGUGCCUCUUGCUCUGACUCUCUGCGAUUCCACCUCCCACGUGUUUGGAUCCCUCCUGCUUUCACACAAAGCGUGUAGCGGGGGGGGAAGCAGGAACGGUCCCAGGCAGAUGCUGGCUCUGAGCUCCCCAGUGUAGCCCUGGCACUGUUUGCAUGUCGACCCCUCUAGAUGCUUUUGAAAGAAAACGAGGUCUGAGUGGCUUUGUAGGAAACGCUGACCCUCCGCUUUUUGUUGUUGGGGGAAAGAAUUUGUUGUUCCUCUGGUUUCUGCUGUGGUGGAGGGACCCGUCGUUCCUGUUCACACUUUAAACCCUCCUUUGCACAUCUGUUGGUGUGGCUAAAUGAGCAAAUGUGCAGAGGAUGCCUAAAUGAUA